UUAAAUGUAAUUGUUUUAUUGUUUUUUCCAUAUAACCUAUUGUUAAUUUUGUGGAUUUAACUUGAACCUUGACAAAUGGGGGCCUGACCGGGAUCUCUAAAUUUAAAAUUAAAUUCUGCCCAAAUCCAUUUCAACGUAACAUUUUGUAUUCUGAUCGUGGGAUAUGAUUAUCAUGUGUUGAGUAUUUAAUGUUACAGUGCGCAAGUAAUUCAGUGAUGUUUCAACAGUGAUACCGUAAUCCUUUUAGAGUAAGCUUUAUUUUUAGUGCUAACGAGGUAUCUCUAUUGUUCUGUCCGCGAGCCACCAUCGACCUCAAGUGUCUUUAAACUUUAAUUACGGUUGUAACUAAGCCAAUAUAGUUUAUAAUCGGGUCUUGAGCACUGAUUAACCACUUUCGUUGUAUUUGGAGCAUUCAGCGGAAAAUCUUAAGGUAACAUAUUUUGCUUAGCGGCCGUCGACAUGGGUAGUUCGUGUAAAUGCUCGUUAUAACUAAUUAUCCUUGUCCGAAGCAUUCUUUUCCGAGGUGUUAACUUCAGAAUUCGCUUCCCAGUUUCCAUUGUGCACAUUUAUUAUGACUUAAAGUGUUUAACACAGUAUAUGGUGUAGACUAUAUAUCCUACUUUCAGAAGUAGCAAUUGUUUACAAGGUGUUACUAACAGGUAGACGUCUCUUAACUCGAAAUGCCGCUCUUUAGUGUUGAUGAUUUUCAUAGUGACCCAGCGUCACACCUGACUUCCAUUGUUGUCGCUAAUAAGAAUGAACUUUUGUUGUUAGCAGCUAAAUUUGGGGUAGCUCUUCCUCCUAAUGCAAAGAAGGAUGUAGUACGUAAUUACAUAGUACAGCAUUGUAUAAGUGAAGACCUAGUGGAUAGUUCUGAGGGCAGCAAAUAUAUCGUAGACGUGGGUGAUAAAUCAUCGGAUGUAGAGUAUAUGAAGCUGGCUAUUCAGUUAGAGCAAAUGAAAAGAGAAACCAUAAAUGCUGAACUAGAGAAGAAAAAGAGACAGUUGGAAAUAGAAAAUCAGGCUUUAUUAGAAAGAUAGCAAAAGGAAACUGAGGUUUUAUUAGAAAGACAGCAAAAGGAAUUGGAGUUUAUUCAAGCUAAAUUAGACUAUGAAGCUCAGUUAGCUCAGCAAAUGGAAGAGAGUAAAAUCAGGUUAGCUAUGGAAAAUAAAAAGCAAGAAUUAGACCUAGAAGCUAGACAACCAAUGAAAUUUGAUUUGACUAGAUGCAUCAAGUUAGUUCCUAAGUUCGAUGAGACUGAAGUUGACGUGUUUUUUAAGAAUUUCGAAGACUUGGCUUCUUACAUGAAAUGGCCUCUUGAACAAUGGGUGUGGCUCAUUAAGCCUAAGUUGGUCGGGAAGGCUGCCACUGUUGUUGGUAGUCUGAUAGGCGAAUUGAGCUAUAUGGUAAUCAAAAAAGCUGUUUUAGAUGCAUAUGCUGUGACUAGUGAAGGUUAUCGUCAGAAGUUUCGUAAUUAUGUUAAGCCCCAUAUUAAGACUUGGACUGAAUUUGCUGCAGAAAAAUUAAGGUUGUUUAAGAAGUGGCUUGACUCAGAAGAUGUAGUUACUUAUGAGGAAUUAAUUAAUCUCAUUGUAACUGAGGAAUUUAAGAGACGUCUCCCUCAAAAUAUCAUGUUGUAUAUAGCUGAUAAGGAAGAGAAGGAUCUCAAAAAGGCAGCUGUUUUGGCUGAUAACUAUUCAUUAAUACAUAAAGGCAGUCUGGGUAAUGUAAAACAACAUAGAGCAGAACUGCUGGGUGAUAAAGAUGGGAAGACUUCUAGGGGUUUGUUUUGCAAUUAUUGUAAGAAGGAAGGCCACAUGAUUAGUAAUUGUCCGAAUCCUGCAUGUAAGAGGGGAAAAGUGACUGAAAACAGAGCUCCAGUUAAGGUGUUCCCAGGAUACAAAUCAGACGCCGGUAAAGAAUCUGCAAUGCAUUGCGUAUCACAGGAUAAGAAUUUGUUUGAAAAAUUCAUUUGUAACGGUACAAUAUCAUUGCACAGUAGUGAUAAACCCAUUAAAGUAAGAAUGUUAAGGGAUACAGGUUCAAACCAAAGCAUUUUAAUUAAGUGUUGUUCCAAAUCUCACUUUGCUUGAUGAAAAUGUCAUAGUCAGGGAUUUAACUGACGCUAAACUAUUGCCGCUUACAGAAGUGUUCAUGGAUUGUCCGUAUCUAACUAGUAAAGUAAAAAUGGCUGUUAGAGAAGGGAAUUUCCCCUUGCCAAAUGUACAAGUGUUACUUGGUAACGAUCUUGCUGGAGAACUGUUGUUACCCAAUCUGAUAAUGUAUGAAACUCUUGGAAUAAUAGAGGAAAGUGAGAAUGAAAGAGAUCGUGAGUGCGAAAAAGAGGAAAAUGAAAAGGAGUCAAAAAGUGGAGGGUUGUGUUAAUGUGACGACCCGCAGUAUGGUUAAUAAUGAUAGAGUGAAAGUAAGUGUACCCAACCUCGCAGAUAAAGUACAAAUGAACAAGAAAAGCCUUGUAAAGUUACAGAGAGAAGAUCCAACUUUAAAGGGUGUUUAUAAGCAAGCAUUGGAGAAAGGAAUGGAAAAGGCACCUUUGAAUCCUAUUAUUGUACCUCAUGAGCCCUUCCAUCGAAUUAUCCUAGAUUGUGUAGGUCCACUGCCUAAGACAAAGAAAGGUAAUCAAUAUCUUGUGACUAUAAUGUGCCCUACCUCACGAUUUCCUAUUGCACUUCCAGUCAAGAAUAUUUCCUCUAAAAAUGUUCUUAACCACUUACUCAAAGCAUUUACAACUUACGGGUUUCCUAAGGAAAUCCAGUGUGAUAGGGGUACCAAUUUUACUAGUGAUGUUUUUUCAGAAAACUCUGAAUGAGUUGUGUAUAAAACAGUGUCUCUCAUCUCCUUAUCACCCAGAAUCUCAGGGAGCAUUAGAACGGCAUCAUCAGACUUUAAAGUCGUUGCUUAGGAAAUUUUGUAUUGAAUCUGAAUCUGAUUGGGAUGAAGGCAUAGACUAUUUACUAUUUGUAAUUAGGGAAGUACCUUCUGAGUCUCUAGGUGUAUCCCCUUUUGAAAUGCUAUACGGUCGUAAAGUACGUGGUCCUUUACAAGUAGUUAAAGAUAAGUUACUUGACAGGUAUAACGUAGAGGCUAUAACAGUGAGUCAGUACCUACAGAAAUUAAAGGGAAAUAUUAAUAAGAUUCAUAAAUUUGCCCUAAACAACUUGUGUAAAAAUCAAGAAG
Messenger RNA from Macrobrachium nipponense, 3198 nucleotides. RefSeq lists its product as uncharacterized. Lineage: Eukaryota; Metazoa; Arthropoda; Malacostraca; Decapoda; Palaemonidae. The transcript has 2 exons. The record is from RefSeq and is a predicted model, not a curated record. The coding region runs from base 1134 to 2093 and encodes 319 amino acids. Gene Ontology annotation, molecular function: zinc ion binding; nucleic acid binding.